Molecule: messenger RNA, 897 nt
Organism: Porites lobata
Lineage: Eukaryota; Metazoa; Cnidaria; Anthozoa; Scleractinia; Poritidae
Source: the annotation of a GenBank genome assembly
AUGAAGCCUGCGAUGGUUUUAAGCGACAAAGAUGUCCAACGGGUCAGAGAGUCUUUGACGAAGACUCUCACUCCUCAGCAUAAAGUUGUAAUUGCUCCUUGUUUGGCCGAAGUUCUUGUCCUGAACAAGAGCAAAAGUAUUCUCCGACGAUCAUUUAAAGAGAAAUGGAACAGUGUCGGAAAAGGAGUCAUUGCUUUAGUCUAUAACACGGACAGCCUUGGUCAGCGAAUUGAAAUUUGCUUGACAUCCAUAAAAACCCGAGAGGUCAUUUGGCGAGAGACAGUUGUUGCGCAUUUAUCCCGAGUUGAGUCACCGCAACCAAAUUACCAUACCUUCAACAGCACGAAAAAUUUCUUCGAAAAGGCUGCGAUACGUUACGACAACGAAACAGUCGCAAACCUUGUGUUACGAGCUCUGAGUGUGUUUUCAUCACAAUCAAAAUCCGCGAAAGUUUCUGGGCAUAAGCUGGCCUCGCGGUCACACUCGUUCACUGUUGCGCCAAGACCCAGACACGCGCGCGCUCAAGAAGCAAAAAGUGCUUUCGAACGAUGCACAGUGGCUAUUUCCAACUUACACAUUCAACAAGUGUUUAGCAGCGACGGAAGGCCAGUCAGUGCCCCUCAAACAGCUUCAAUGUGCGGAACCUCAAGCGCGCUAACUGCGUCGCAAAGUCAGCAACGGAGCGACUGUCUCUUCUCCGUAUGUGAAUCACGCGAGCAGAACUCAACGCAACUUUCGUCAGAUCAAAACAGCGUUUAUCACUUCAAUAAACAACCAUUAAAUAACAACCGUCCUGCCCGGAGUACAAGUUUUAAUUUGGUGCGACGUUGUACAGAACCAGUUUUGAAGCCGAGGACAGAUUUGCUAGUUACUGAUCUGUGUACAACGGAGCUUUAA